AUAGAAAUAAAGAAAGAUAGCUGCUUUGACCCUUAAUUACUACACCUUUCUUCUUCUUUUUCUUCUUCUUCCUUACUGAUUUUGAGGGAUCUAUCUCUAUCCUAUUCCUGUUCGGCUUCUGUACUCUUCUCCCAGGAACAAGAUCUCCGUCAUUCUUGGGAAAGCUCCAACCAGAGGCUUUCUUGAGGUCAACAGCAUCAGGGUCUGGUGAAUUGUCAAGGGAAGCAACUCAUUUUUCAGGUCGUUUAUGCAAUAAAAUUGGAGGUGCUACUUUUGGGUGGAAAUCUUCAAUUGUCGCCUGUGUUGGCUUCUUUGCUGUUCUAAGUUGGGAUUAUGAUCACAUUGGAGAAGAGGGCUUUGCUUCCUGGCGCUCCUUGAAUUGUGAUGUGAUGGCAAUAGACAUAGUCUCCAGCGCCUCGGCUGUUCCAGCUUCGGAACUACUUUCUCAGACUAUAGAGGGUAUUCUUGAGAUCAUAGUUUCUGCAAACAAUGUUCUUUUCAAGAAGGAGAGUUUCAGUCAACUUGCAGCUUAUUUGGACAGGAUUGUCCCAGUUUUAAAGGAGCUAAGGAGAAAGGGAGCCAGUAAUUCUGAGAGCUUAAACAAUGCUAUUGAGGCUCUCAAUCGAGAAAUAAAAGCUGCUAAGCAACUGACUUUGGAAUGCACCAAGAGAAACAAAGUAUAUCUCUUGAUGAAUUGUCGUGCCAUAGAUAAGCACCUCGAGGAUGCCACCAGAGAGAUAAGCCGGGCUCUUAGUCUUUUUCCAUUAACCUCGUUGGAUCUUUCUUCUAGUAUAAUUGAGGAGAUUGGAGAAGUCCAAGACAGCAUGCAGAGGGCUGAGUUCAGGGCAGCUAUAGCAGAAGAGCAGAUAAUGGAUAAAAUUGAGUCUGGAAUACAGGAGAGAAAUGUUGAUCGCUCUUAUGCAAAUAAUUUGCUGGUUCUCAUUGCAGAAGCUGUUGGAAUACCUAAUGAGAGGUCAGCUUUGAAAAAGGAAUUUGAAGAUUUCAAAAGUGAGAUUGAAAAUGCGAGGCUGAGGAAGGACAUGGCUGAAGCAAUACAAAUGGAUCAGAUAAUUUCUUUGUUAGAAAGAGCUGAUGCUGCUUCAUCUCCUAAGGAGAGAGAGAUCAAGUAUUUCACCAAGCGGAAUUCCUUAGGUAGUCAACCACUGGAGCCUCUCCAAUCAUUUUAUUGCCCAAUCACUAGGGAUGUAAUGAUGGAUCCUGUGGAGACUUCUUCAGGACAAACAUUUGAGAGAAGUGCAAUUGAAAAGUGGUUUGCAGAGGGAAACAACCUCUGUCCUCUGACCAUGACCCCUCUAGAUACCUCAGUCCUACGGCCUAAUAAAAAAUUGAGACAAUCAAUAGAAGAAUGGAGGGACCGGAAUACCAUGAUAACAAUUGCUUCCAUGAAAGAAAAACUCAUGUCUGGAGAAGAGGAAGAAGAAGAAGAGGUGCUUCAUUGUCUUGAGCAGCUAAUGGAACUCUGUAAACAAAGAGACGCGCACCGAGAAUGGGUGGUAUUGGAGAACUACAUACCAAUUCUUAUUCAACUUCUUGCUUCCAGAAAUCGUGACCUAAGGAAUCAAGUGCUUGCCAUCCUUCACUAUUUGUCAAAAGAUAGUGAUGAUGCUAAGGAAAGAGUUGCAAAAGUUGACAAUGCAAUUGAUUCUAUUGUUCGAUCUCUGGGGCGCCGUGUUGAAGAAAGGAGGCUAGCUGUGACAUUGCUAUUGGAACUAUCAAAAUGUGAUUUGCUACGAGAUUGCAUUGGGAAAGUUCAGGGUUGCAUCCUUCUCUUGGUGACAAUGUCGAGUGGUGAUGACAAUCAAUCUGCCAGAGAUGCAGAGGAGCUAUUGGAAAUUCUUUCAUUCUCUGAUCUUAACAUUAUACAAAUGGCAAGGGCAAAUUAUUUUAAACAUUUGCUUCAGCGUCUCUUUGAAGGGUCAGAAGAUAUAAAAAUGACAAUGGCAACAACUUUGUCAGAUAUGGAGUUGACUGACCACAAUAAGGUGGUUCUUCUUGAAGGAGGGGUAUUGGCCCCACUUCUCCACUUAGUCUCACAUGGUGAUAUUGAGAUGAAAACAGUUGCUGUUAGAGCUCUUCGAAAUCUCUCAAGUGUACCAAGAAAUGGCUUGCAGAUGAUUAGAGAAGGUGUGGUAGAACCCCUACUUGACCUUCUCCUCCGUCACAGUUCAUCAUCAAGCUUGAGAGGACAGGUAGCAGCCACAAUUAUGCAUCUUGCAUUAUCCACUGCGUCACAAGACUGCAGUGAGACACCAAUCACUUUGUUGGAACCAGAAGAGGAUAUUUUCAGGCUGUUCUCUUUGAUUACCCUGACUGGACCAGAAAUCCAACAAAGCAUUCUCCAGAUCUUUCUAGCCUUGUGCCAAUCCCCUUCUGCAGCAGAUAUCAAGACGAAGCUAACACAGUGCUCAGCUAUACAAGUACUAGUUCAGUUAUGUGAGCAUAAUGACAAAAAGAUACGGUCAAAUGCUGUGAAGUUGCUCUGUUGCUUGGUGAAGGAUGGUGACGAAGCCACUAUCCUAGAGCUUGUGGGUCAGAAAUGGCUUGAAACUCUAUUGAGAAUCAUCCAAACUUCUGAUGAUGAAGAAGAGACCACUUCUGCUUUGGGCAUUAUUUCUGACCUUCCUGAAAACCCUCCGAUCACUGAGUGGCUACUGGGUGCUGGUGGGAUUCCGAUAAUAGUCAGUUUUCUUCAGAGAGGCAGGCAUAAUGAUUCCCACAAAGUGCCGUUAUUAGAAAAUGCUGUUGGGGCUAUAUGUCGUUUCACUGAUCCAAUAAAUUUGGAAUGGCAAAAGAGAGCAGCUGAAGCUGAUAUUAUCCCAGUACUGGUUCACUUGCUGGAUUAUGGUACUGCCUUGACCAAAAAGUAUGCAGCCAUCUCUCUUUGUCGUUUUUCACAGAGUUCACCAAGGCUGAGCCAUUCAGGACCAAAGCGGAAAGGGUUCUGGUGCUUAUCAGCUCCACCAGAAACUAGCUGCCCGGUUCAUGGUGGAAUCUGCUCUAUUGAAUCAUCAUUUUGCCUUGUGGAGGCUGAUGCAGUAAGACCCCUUGUAAGGGCUCUUGGAGAAUCAGAUCCUCAAGCGUGUGAGGCUUCUUUAGAUGCACUUUUGACUUUAAUUGAAGGUGAAAGACUGCAAAGUGGUAGUAAGGUACUUGCAGAAGCAAAUGCCAUACAGCCAAUGAUAAAGUUCCUUGGUUCACCCUCCCUCAUGCUCCAGGAAAAGAGUCUAAGUGCUUUAGAAAGGAUUUUCCGGCUGCCAGAGUACAAACAGAAGUAUGGACCCUCUGCUCAAAUGCCUCUGGUGGAUUUGACACAACGAGGCAACAGUAGCAUGAAAUCUCUUUCGGCAAGAAUACUUGCUCACUUGAAUGUUCUUCAUGAUCAGUCUUCAUAUUUCUGAGAAUUCAAUGAAUUUCUAUCCUCUUGUGCAUAUGAAAUUCACUUUUGCUAAGUGCUAACUAUGCAUAGAACUAGCGCUGGAGGGAGGGAUUUUACUAUUAGAACUGGCUCAUAUUAUAAGUGCCACAGCAUUUGUUAUGUCUGUACAGUCUAGCUCAAGCCAUACUGAUGAUCAUUUUUAUAUUUUUUAAGAAUUAAAUUCUUUUCUUUUCCCAUUUUUGCUUUUCUUUGCCAAGUUCUUCCUUUUGUCAUGGAUUCUAUUGUAAACUGGAGUUUCCACUUGCUCCUAUAAUGCAAAAGCCAAAAGCACAAUAAAAUCAUGUUUAUUUU
Rubroshorea leprosula is the source of this 3748-nucleotide messenger RNA. NCBI's taxonomy places the organism in Eukaryota, Viridiplantae, Streptophyta, Magnoliopsida, Malvales, Dipterocarpaceae. The record is from the annotation of a GenBank genome assembly.